UCUCCAUGUGGCUCAAACUCGCGUGUUGGUCGUCACUAGUGCCGGGGGGUUUCGACUGUAAAAAACAGAACAUUAAGUACCCUGGUUGGUUAUGAGAGGGCGGGUUUGAAAUCACCGUGCUUACGUGCGUUGCAGAACCAGUGUAGUGAUACACCGGCUGAAGUUAUAGCACACGAGCAACAGAGGAAGAGAAAAUAAAAAUUAUAAAUAGGGUUAGAGGGGCAUGCCCAGAUGCAGAUAUGACCACAGAUAAGGACCAGUCCAUGGAUGACCAGUCUCCUGCUGUGGUCUUUGCUGCCAAGGGCAUCGACGUCACUCCUAGCAGAGACGAGGGAGUUCUCAAGGUGGUGAAAACCCAGGGAGAGGAUGGGGACAGACCCAUGAUUGGGGACAAGGUAGCAGUACACUACACUGGCAAACUAAUCAAUGGGAAGAAGUUUGACUCCAGUAUGGAACGCAAAAAACCCUUCACCUUCAGUCUGGGAAAGGGUCAGGUGAUUAAGGGCUUGGAUAUCGGUGUGUCCUCUAUGCAGAGAGGAGAGGUGUGCAUGCUCCUCUGUAAACCAGCAUAUGCCUAUGGGUCAGCUGGAUGCCCGCCCAAAAUACCUCCCAACGCCAUGUUACAGUUUGAGGUGGAGCUGCUGAGCUUCCAAGGCGAGGUGCUGACGGACGACGGUGGCAUCACAAGGAGGAUAAAGGUCAAAGGGGAGGGCUAUAAUAACCCCAACGAUGGAUCAACAGUCCACGUACACCUGGAGGGUCGCUGUGAAGAGCGUCUGUUUGACUCCAGGGAUGUGCACUUCGUGGUGGGCGAGUCAGAGGACAUGGGCGUUCCUCUGGGUGUAGACAGGGCCAUGGAGAAGAUGCAGAAAGGAGAAUGCUGCAUGCUCUACUUAAAACCCAAGUAUGGUUUUGGGAAAGAGGGUAGAGCACAGUAUAAGAUUGGACCAAACUCAGACCUGGUGUAUGAAGUGACUCUAAACAACUUUCAGAAGGCCAAAGAAUCCUGGGAGUUGGAUCAGAAGGAGAAACUGAAAUUGUCUGCUGCAGCCAAACAGAAAGGGACCCAAUAUUUCAAGGCGGGGCGUUACCUUCAGGCAGUGGUCCAGUACCAGCGCGUUGUGUUGUGGCUGGAGAUGGAGUUUGGUGUGGGCAAGGAGGAGCAGCAGAAGCUCCAGGAUUUCCUACUGGCUGCCCAGCUCAACCUGGCUAUGUGCUACCUGAAGCUUAGAGAGUACGCACUGGUUGUGGAGAACUGCAACAAGGUGAUAGAGCUGGAUGAGAAGAAUGAGAAGGCUCUGUACCGGCGUGGGAAGGCUCGUCUCUUCCGUAACGAGUUCAGCCUGGCCAUGUCUGACUUUAAACUGGUGCUGCAGGUCAACCCCUCCAACCGGGCGGCACGCGAUCAAGUAUCCAUCUGUCAACGCAAUAUCCGGGAACACCACGAAAAGGACAAGAAGAUCUAUGCCAACAUGUUCCAGAAGUUCGCUGAGCGUGACGUCAAGGCAGGGAAGGGAAAGAGGAGGAGGGGGGAGGACAGUGGAGUGAUGAACGAGAACCAUCAAGUGGCCAUUAAGAGACGACGCAGGAGUCAGGACCAUGGCCAGGACUGUCCCUGAUGCUCCAGAGGAGGUCUGGAGGAGGGCAAAGCCAGGGGGGCAGGUCUCCCCUCGCUACCCACACAGAGACCAGGGGUCUGAGGCAUGGACUGGACGGGGCUGGACCACACCCGUCCACUCUGAUCUCAUCAUCCCCUACCUACCCCUCCACUAUGUGUGCUGUACCCAGCAUGACAGACAGAGGGCGUGAGUGGGGAAGGCUCCAAGCCAAACAGCAAUCCUUCCUUCAGUCUAUGACAUGGAAUCCUGUCCAGGUCUUGUCCUCAACCUCAUGCGUUGUGCAAUUCCUCCAAAUGCACACCUCAAUUUAACCCAGAUCCACAGACUGCAUUAUGUUGAUAAUCAAAUCAAAAUGAAUCACAUAAGAUAAUACAAUAUAAUAUAAUUUAGCUUGGCAUUGCAUUUUCCCAUUUUGCACAUACAGAUGAACAACAGGUGUCAUUGUAUUUUGGUUGUUUUGAUCUAUUGGUUGGGAUGUCUGGGGUUGCCUUACACCUUGUGCUUAAACUCACAAUUGGAAUCCUAAAUAUAUUUAACUUCACCAUGUGGAACAGUGGUGCGAUACUGAGCCACUGUAACAGACAAAACAGCUGGCAUCAUCAUCACCCAGUUGUCAUGACACCCGCAGUCCCAAAAGACUAGUUAUGUUUAGACAAUGAGUCAUGCAGUAUAUUUGCACAGACAUUUUGGCUGAAGAACCUCCCACUCUUUACUCUUGAACAUAGAAAAUUAACAAGUACAGACUCAUGGACCAUUGCAUGCUGCAGAUGCUACAUACUGUUAUGUGUUUGCUACUCUCUUUGACUGUCCGGGAAGUCCAAAAUCAAAGAAAGUCCAUUAAUGAAGCUUUAAGUCUCAGCUUUCCAAGCUGCUGUCCAGUCCUCUCUGACUUCAACAUUUCAUUCUCUCCUGGACAAAUGCUUUUUUUCCAUCUACGCUGUUAGAAUUUGAGUUAUGUGACUGAUGAUAAUUAGGGCAUAUAGAUUCUAGUUGUGUAUUUCUCUUCCUCCCCAGUUCUGGAAUGGGUGACUGUACUGUCUUACCUUUUAGUACACUUAUUUCCCUCUACUAAAAGAGUGUUAAAUGAUGGACAAUGAUUCACUUCAGUCUUCAGCAAAGAUUGUAAAACCACCGAUGUUGUCUUUUUAGGAAAAGUAACACUCAAUGAUUUGGAUAAAAUCUGGGCUUUAUAUUUUUGGACAUUUGCUUUUGCAUUCGUUGGACAUCAGGCCCUUGGGUGUUUUACUGAUAUUAUCAUUGUGAAACAACAACAAAAAGGCAGGCUUAAACUCUCACUAUAAAAAGAAACCAUUGAAUCCUUGUGCGUAUGCUUUUUUAUUUUUAUUAAAAAUGUCUGUUUAUACCCAACAAUGUUUUUGAAGGCUCACAAGUGGUGCAGUGGUCUAAUGCACUGCAUUUCAGUGACAGAGGCAUCACUACACACCCUGGUUCGAUCCUGGGCGGUAUCACAACCGGCCAUGAUCGGGAGUACCAUAGGGCGGCCCACAAUUGGCCCAGCGUCGUCCGGUUUAGGGGAGGGUUUUGCCGCGGUAGGCUGUUAUUGUAAAAUAAGAAUUUGUUCUUAACUGACUUGCCUAGUUAAAAAGAUAUGUGUUUUUUUUUGUAAUUGGAGGGUAGUUACCUAUACCUACAUUAAUGCCACAGGGUAAGGAGUUAAGUGUAGUGUUGCCAGGAUUGGAUAUCAGAGCAUAAAAACCUUAUCAAGAGUUUCUAUGCUAAUGAUAUCCAUAAUAUUUGUUCACCAAUGCUUUGGAUACAAAUGGCUUUCCUUCAAUUUGUACUGUUUUCUAGGGGAGCCAACUAUGAAUGUUAUUGGACUACACUGAGCGUAACGGAGUCUUAGAGUGUAAUAAUACUAUAUAUCACGCACUGUACAGAAGCCUGCUGUGUUAUGAACAUGACACAGAUGCUAUUGAAACUGUGUAUCAUCCAAUGAUUAACUAUUCAUUCUAUCUCUGGUAAAUGUGCUAAUUCAGGCAUUAGAGAUUACACUUACAGUUUGCAUUGACCUGUCCCCUAUCCCAACUGUACUGUUAGUGAUAAGUGUUCUUUGUCUACCACGGGACAUUAGUGAAACGAGUGACUGGAUCUCCAUGGUGUUCAGUCAGAGGAUCAAGAUGAUGUCCUUCUGUGUGUAAAUAUUUGAAGAUAACAUAACUUAAAAAGGAACAAAGAAAACCCCAGUCAAAAGCCCCCAUAUCAAUUGCCUGCCAAGAGAACUUGAACUUUUACUCAGUUUUAAACCAAAUGUUGUAUCUGUUAGGUAAUAUCAUGAGUCCAGUGUUGCUCUUUAGCAAUAUGUUUUUGUGGAACAAAAACCUAUAUUACUUGAGGUGUCAAACAAGGGGGACUUACUGUACGUAGCACACAAAGUGUAUCUAUGGAAAUAAAAGUGAAGUCAGACACCA
This is a messenger RNA of Oncorhynchus masou masou (cherry salmon), 4048 nucleotides long. Its product is annotated as peptidyl-prolyl cis-trans isomerase FKBP5-like. The transcript has 11 exons. Lineage: Eukaryota; Metazoa; Chordata; Actinopteri; Salmoniformes; Salmonidae. The record is from RefSeq and is a predicted model, not a curated record. Gene Ontology annotation, molecular function: peptidyl-prolyl cis-trans isomerase activity; protein binding. The coding region runs from base 240 to 1619 and encodes 459 amino acids.